CUGGGAAGAAGAGAGAGUCGCAUCUUUUUCCCCUGGAUGAAACAUCUCCGUGGCGGAAAAAACGACGGUGAAGUUACCUUCUGAUACACCGCAAAAGGCUGAUGAUGAGUCUCUGAGCAGGACUUCUAAACAUGGACGGUGCACCUUAGCCAGCGUAAACUAGUUUUUGCUGAGUCUCUCUUUUGACAUCACCCUCAGACCGGAUGACGGGAGAUGAGACACCGCAGCCUUGGACCGCAUCAUGAGUAUCCAGAGUCUGGGAGGAGCUAUAGGGGAGUCCCUGGGCUCUAGCCUGACUGUGCGUAUGAGCGGAGCGGGUGGCGGGUGGAGCGCUCUCUCCCUCAAACCUGUUUCCUCUGGGCGCAUCGCCUCUAUUUUCCAAACCAUGGUGCCCACCGGGUACACCAAGCUACAGGAGGAGCGGCUGUCCAUGGUGGACCUCGGAGCUAAACCGGACGUCGGCUCGCUCCAGAACGGCUACAGGCAAGAGACGUCUCACAUAGAGGGCAGACGGCUCCUGGACCGGGCCUCUAGGUCCUCUGUGACUUUAUCGGACUGCGGAGACGGAGGUUACUCUGAGACUGAGCCCAUGCUGGCUGAGAGGAGGCUCUCCGGGGAGGAGGCAGACGAGGAGGAGGAAGAGGAUGAUGACGAGGAGGCAGGGCUGGGAUCGGCUGCGCAGAACAUGCCCAAGGAGUCGCCUCUGGCUAUGGCAUUGCAGAUCCUCGUGCCUUUCCUGCUCGCAGGAUUUGGAACGGUAUCAGCUGGAAUGGUGCUGGAUAUUGUGCAGCACUGGGCGGCGUUCCAGUACAUCACGGAGAUCUUCAUCCUGGUUCCUGCGCUGCUCGGCCUGAAGGGAAACCUGGAGAUGACUCUGGCCUCCAGGCUGUCCACAGCGGUGAACGUGGGCAAGAUGGAUUCUCCCAUAGAGAAGUGGAAUCUAAUCAUAGGCAACCUUGCACUGAAGCAGGUUCAGGCCACCGUGGUGGGUUUCCUCGCAGCCGUAGCAGCUGUGGUUCUCGGUUGGAUCCCUGAGGGGAAGUUCCAGUUUAGCCACGCCGUGUUGCUGUGCUCCAGCAGCGUGGCCACGGCCUUCAUAGCCUCCCUGCUGCAGGGUAUCAUCAUGGUGGGUGUGAUCGUGGGCUCAAAGAAGACAGGCAUCAACCCAGACAAUGUUGCUACACCCAUUGCAGCCAGUUUUGGUGACCUCAUUACCUUGGCAAUCCUGGCCUGGAUAAGCCAAGGCCUCUACAAGUGCCUGGAUUCCUACCCAUACGUGUCGUCACUGGUUUGCGCUUUCUUCAUGUCUCUGACGCCACUGUGGAUGGUCGUCUCCUCCAAGCACCCAGCCAGCCGCACCCUGCUCUACUCCGGAUGGGAGCCAGUCAUCACCGCCAUGGUCAUCAGCAGCAUCGGAGGGCUCAUCCUUGACAAAACAGUGUCAGACCCAAAUCUGGCAGGCAUCGUGGUGUACACGCCGGUUAUCAAUGGUAUCGGGGGAAACCUGGUGGCCAUUCAGUCCAGCAGGAUCUCCACUCACCUGCAUUUCCACUGUGCUCCCGGGGAGGUUCCGGAUGAGGCUAAGGGCUGCUACUAUCCCUGUCGCACAUUCUGGGGUACAGGGGCCAAUCACCGAUCCGCUCAGGUGCUCUUCCUUUUGGUGAUCCCCGGUCACCUGAUCUUCCUCUACACCAUCCACCUGAUGAAGAGCGGACACACCACCCUGACCCCCAUCUUCAUGUCGGUCUACCUGGCUGCUGCUAUGCUGCAGGUAUUGCUGUUGCUGUGUAUAGCAGACUGGAUGGUGCACUCCAUGUGGCGCAGCGGCAAAGACCCGGAUAGUUUUUCCAUCCCCUACCUGACAGCUCUUGGUGACUUGUUGGGCACCGCCCUACUCGCACUCAGCUUCCACUUCCUGUGGCUCAUAGGCGACCAGGACAGCGACGUGGGCGACUGAAGCGGUCUUUAACGCUGUCUGCCAUCCAGUUUCUCACGCCCUUUAGCCUUGUGGGAAUGUGGGUGCUUUCUGUCUCUAGCCAGCACAUUCCUCCACCUCUCUAACUGGAUAAAACUUCAUUUAAGCCACAUGAUGGUUCGGAAAACUCUGACUAUUUUCUUCCCUGACUUUUUUUUAUACUCUACAAAGGACACUGUAUUCCACAAAUUUAGACUGUUUUCAGUAGAGACUUUUUGAUCUGCGUCGUUUGCACCAAAGCACUUGCAUAUUGUCUUGCUGGUCUUGUUCAAGGGAAGCAGGAAAACACCAGCCACCACCCACAAUGCUGAGGAAUCCUUGCUUUUGGCAGGUCGGUCAACUCUGCCAGCCAAGCAUCAGUCGGAGGUCCUCUACUUAACAGAAAUCUCUCUGGCUGUUUUUUUUUUUUUUUUUUUGGGAUUUACCACCCAACGUGAUACAAAAUGUAUUACCUGCCCUGUGUAUUACCACUGUGCAUCAGUGGAGAGACUCAGAGACAGUUUGGGGUGGAGGCCGUGAAGAGGGGAGUGUGUUGCUGUUUUGUUCCGGAUCAGCUCUUCAACACACACUGACACUUUGCCUUUUUAACAACUCUACCAGCAUCAGAGUUUAAAGGGAGUAACAAGAACUUGUUUUGUUGCGAUGAAAAGUCAGCGUUUUCAUUCUGUUUUGUGUGUCUACCCUUUUUAGGUUUUUGUUGUUUUACAAGUGUCUAAACUCAGUCUGUACAAUAGAGUUGUGGUUUUCAUAUGUCUGAAUUUGUCUUUUCCUAAACUGUUAAUCCCCGCGAGGUUAAGACUGAAACAUUCGUCUUUCCCACGUUUUCCCAACAAACCUACACAAGUGUCACUAGGAGACAUCUGCAGUGCAUGGUUUUCUUUUACACUUGUACCCACUUGAACAUAUGUUUUUUCUGCCUCCUACCAUGACAUCAGGAUCUGGUUCAGGUUUUUUUUCCCAACCAUUUUGGCUCUGAGGGACCAGAAAACAAAUUCAGUCCAGUCAUAUGGACCAACACUACAACUCUAUAUUCUACCCUGACGAAAGGCUAAUGACUUCAUGCCAAGAUUUAGUUUGAAUUUAGAUUUAAUCAUUACAGGAACAUGAAUGAGAUACAACUGCAAGUGCAUUUAAGACCGUCUGAAAAGAUUGUCAUUUUAUAAUAAGUCUGCUGGAAACAGCAUUUUUAGCCAACUCAUGCUGCAUGCCAAAAUUGGUUGAUCUAGAAAUAACACGCUUCAUUUGAAGUCAGUGACCUAUUGUUUAAAAGAAUUUUGAUGGUCAAUCUGCUCCCAUUAUGUACUGUAGGUGUAGCAACAGACAUUGGAAUUGAUGCACAGAGACAUUUACUGUCUGGCUAUAUUUGCAGCCUCGGCCACCUGAUAUCUUCUGGAAAUUGUUAACCGCACUUCCCUGACACUCGUGUAAAACAAACCAUGAAUUCCUCUGUAUAUUUUGACAACCUCCUCAGUUCUCUCUCAUUAAUUUCCUGUGUUUGUUUGUCCUGUCUUCUAUCUUCGGUGGGUGCCUGGUUGUCGCACACACACACAGGAGCAGGAGUGGUGCAUCAGUCCAGCAUUUAACAUUCCAUGCUGGAUGUUUGCACAUUGUUGUUUACAUGCUUGCGCAAUAUUAAUCAACAGUUUUCACAGUCUGAUUUACAUCAUCAUAUCAGUCUAAUUUCAUAAUCAGUGUUAACAUCAUCGGAUGAAUUGCUACAUUUCUGCUCGAUUUUUACUCACUUUUUUCCAUAAUAUGUGUUGUCUUUUAUAAGGUCGGAGAAGAUUGAUCCAGAUUAGGCAACCUGAUUAUUAAAUCGAUCCCUCUAAGUCUAGGAGGUGUGAUAUUAAAACUCUUAAAUCAAGCCGCCACCUUAAUCUGAUCAUUCAGCAGCAUAUUGUGUGCAUGUGGAUGUAGCCGGUGGCUCUCUUCAACUCCAAUAUGUGCCUCUUGAGAUUCACUUGGUAGACAAGGUGUUUUU
Messenger RNA from Scomber japonicus (chub mackerel), 3956 nucleotides. RefSeq names its product solute carrier family 41 member 2b (gene slc41a2b). Gene Ontology annotation, biological process: monoatomic cation transport. Gene Ontology annotation, cellular component: plasma membrane. The transcript is spliced from 11 exons. The record is from RefSeq and is a predicted model, not a curated record. NCBI's taxonomy places the organism in Eukaryota, Metazoa, Chordata, Actinopteri, Scombriformes, Scombridae. The coding region runs from base 242 to 1957 and encodes 571 amino acids. Gene Ontology annotation, molecular function: monoatomic cation transmembrane transporter activity.